CCUAUCGGUUCCUACUAUCGAUAUCCUCAAUUCUUAAUGUGCAAUAAACACAAUUCAAUUUUAGUUUUUGGGGCCAAAAAUGAAAUGCGCAGUGCAAAAUUGCCAGAAUGCCAAAACGGCCUCAGAUAAAAAUCCACAAUUAUGUUUCUUCAAGUUUCCGAGGAACGCUGAUUUGGCCAAACGUUGGCUCGCAUUUUGCGGCAGUAAAGACGCCCAGAUUAUGAAGAAUGGCAGUGUUUGCAUGAAACAUUUCAAUGACGACGAUAUCGUGGGCGCUCUUAAGUUCGAAUUAGGAUUGGCUAAGAAGAGGACAUUGCGGCCGGGCGCAGUGCCGUGCUUAAACCGGAAAAACGAAAGCAAGUCGGAAAAGGCACGCAAAGAACGCAACCAAAAGCGAGAGAAUCAGAAACUGGUGGCCGAGCUUCUGGCGGAUGCCGAGGCAAAGGAAAUGGCUCAGGAUGAUAUUGAAUCCACUCCUAGCUAUGUCCGAUAUAAUACUGGAAUUGCAUCGGCCCCGGCCUUCGUCACUCCGCCGCCGACCACUGAUGAAAAUGCCUGCCUACAGGCGUACAGAUUACAUGAAGUGGACCAGGACCCCCUCACAGCUGAUGAAAAUCACGUGAGCCUGCCGCAGCUCAAUAAGUGUCGUACUUGCUAUCGGGACUUUGAGUUUGAUUCGAAUGCCGAAGAUCCCUUCGACAACGCGAACAGCGUUUUGCUGUUUCGCAUUGAAGUCAUUUGCGGUGUGUGGCUCAGCAAUAUCGAAGGCGGACCACGUUACAUAUGUCCGGAUUGUCAGUGGGCCCUGAGCACUGCGAUCGAGUUCCGUGAGAAGGUCAUAAGUACCGAGGUGAUGCUAACACAGGGGAUGCCCGUGUGUGAAAAGCCAGUAAUCGAAAUGGAGUUGGUCGCAACAGAGACUGAUCAAAGAAUAUCUGAACCUGAACCUGAGUGGACACCAGAAUUGGCAUCCAUUGAUUUGGAAGACGACGACGACAACGAGGAAGAUGUACAGCAUGAAGAAAUUUAUGAUGAAUCAUAUAGCCCUAUCCAUAGCCCCAAUAAGGUGGAUCAUAUCGAAAUAUUAGAGCCAAGCGAGGAAAAUGUCGACGCUGCCCCAGCAGAUCCACUCAGCGUUGCACGUGGAGCCAAAAUCCUUAAGGAACUGAUAAGCGAAUUCACAUGUCAGGAUAAAAUCAAAACGGAACGGGUAAAGAAAGAAACAGCAGACGAGAAACCGGACAAGGAACAGUCACAGCCAAGGAAACCAAAAAUCCGGGCCAGACGCCAGGCGAACCCCAAAUCCAAAACGGAGCGAAAUCGUAUACGCCGCGCUCAGCUCAGAGACAAGCCUCCCUCCCAUGUGUGUGAUCAAUGCGGGCAGAUCUUCCGCAUGGUCCACAAUUUGCAAAUUCAUAUGCUCCGUCACACACGCACAAAGAACUUCCAGUGUCCGGAAUGCCCAAUGACAUUCUAUGAUGCCUACAUGAGAAACAUUCACAUACGCGUUCGUCACAAGGGCGAGCAUCCCUUCGCCUGCAGAUAUUGCCCCGAGAAAUUUGCAUAUGCGGGGAAGCGUCAGAAGCACGAAGCCAAAGUACAUUGGGCACCUCCUCGUCUAAAAGUGAAGCGGAUCAAUCCUGCACCAAUGCCACGAGCUCAGACGCGCUACUUUUGCAAACUUUGCGAUAAGAACUAUGUGUCGAAGUACGCUUUGGCCUGGCACAUUAAAUCGCAUGGAGAUGCGAACGCUUUCAAGUGCCAACUCUGCGACAAGAGCUACUCCGAGCCAGCGAAGCUGAAGCGGCACGAAUUAACCCACGGGGAGAGGCCACUGCAAUGCGAUGUCUGUUUGAAAGGCUUCUUUCAGCGCACCAAGCUCAAGGACCAUGAGCUCAUACACACCGGAGAGCGUCCUUUUAGGUGUGAAAUUUGCAACGUUAAUUUCCGGUACAAAACUAAUUUAAAAACUCAUGCAAACACCAAAAUGCACCAGGAGAAUCUACUGAAGACGGGCAAGAAAGAACAAAUUGAUAGUGAUUAGAUUAUGCUAUUUAAGGAGCCCUUCUGGAUGGUCUCCCAUUUAAGUUGUCGACCUGUGCGGUGCAACAGGUGGAAAUUCGGAUGGCUUCGGACAGCCUCAUUACUCUUCUCCCAGAUUGUCUUCAGCUUUAAGGGCUUCGCCUUCCUCCUCUCCCCUGGAUUCCCAGCGGAUCUUCCAGCUGCUACUGCAUGACAAUGAAAAUUUUAUAAAUUUUGGAGAAAGGAAAAAGUUGUAUGUUUAUAAGAAUGAGAAACAAUUGUAUAUCUAUUGCUUCAUAAGUAAAUCAAUACAAAUGGAAUGGAGAAU
This is a messenger RNA of Drosophila obscura, 2350 nucleotides long. RefSeq names its product zinc finger protein 652-like. The transcript has 5 exons. Lineage: Eukaryota; Metazoa; Arthropoda; Insecta; Diptera; Drosophilidae. Gene Ontology annotation, cellular component: nucleus. Gene Ontology annotation, biological process: regulation of DNA-templated transcription. The record is from RefSeq and is a predicted model, not a curated record. The coding region runs from base 80 to 2044 and encodes 654 amino acids. Gene Ontology annotation, molecular function: RNA polymerase II cis-regulatory region sequence-specific DNA binding; DNA-binding transcription factor activity, RNA polymerase II-specific; zinc ion binding.